Saccharomyces eubayanus is the source of this 702-nucleotide messenger RNA. It is a transcript of the gene CAT5, whose product is annotated as putative monooxygenase CAT5. Gene Ontology annotation, molecular function: 3-demethoxyubiquinol 3-hydroxylase activity. The transcript has a single exon. The record is from RefSeq and is a predicted model, not a curated record. NCBI's taxonomy places the organism in Eukaryota, Fungi, Ascomycota, Saccharomycetes, Saccharomycetales, Saccharomycetaceae. Gene Ontology annotation, cellular component: mitochondrial inner membrane. Gene Ontology annotation, biological process: ubiquinone biosynthetic process. Bases 1 to 702 code for a protein of 233 amino acids.
AUGCUGUCUCGAAUUUCAGUCUUCAGGCCAGCUAGCCGGAGUUUCUCUGUCCUGUCAUCAUUAAUGAUAACAGAACCCACUUUAACAAAGCUUGCCGAAAAACCAGAACAUGCUGUCAAGUCCGAGAACUUAUCCGACGCACAAGCUGCCUUCUUGGAUCGUGUUAUUCGUGUUGACCAAGCCGGUGAGUUGGGUGCAGACUACAUCUACGCUGGCCAGUACUUCGUAUUGGCUCAUAGAUUUCCUCAUUUGAAACCUGUGUUAAAGCACAUGUGGGACCAAGAGGUACAUCAUCAUAACACGUUCAAUAACUUGCAGCUAAAAAGGAGAGUUAGGCCUUCCUUAUUAACGCCAUUUUGGAAAGUAGGAGCCUUUGCAAUGGGGGCUGGUACCGCAUUGAUUUCUCCAGAAGCAGCGAUGGCGUGUACUGAGGCUGUUGAAACGGUCAUUGGAGGCCACUACAACGGCCAGUUGCGAAACCUGGCCAACCAAUUCGAUCUGGAAAGAACCGACGGAACAAAGGGUCCGAGUGAGGAAGUCCAGUCCUUGACUUCUACCAUCCGACAAUUCCGGGACGAUGAAUUAGAGCAUUUGGAUACAGCUAUCAAGCAUAAUUCUUACAUGGCAAUUCCCUAUACAGUUAUCRCUAAGGGUAUAAAAACUAUUUGUAGAGUUGCCAUCUGGAGUGCUGAGAGAAUUUAA